UCAGUUCCAUACACACCCUCCGCAGUGAUGUCCGGCGAUCCUGCGGGCGAGCGGCGGUCUACCGGCGGCGUAUAGAGCGUUGCUUGGGGUGGGGAAGAGGAGGCAGGAACCGCAAUAAAUGCGACUCGUGGUAAAGAAAGGGUUCCUCCUUCGUUCUUUAGGCUAGAGAAAGAGAGAGAGAGAGAAAGAGAGGAAGACUGCAGAACGGGGAUGUGAUGCAUUAGUCCCCUCUCCUCCCUCUUCCUCCUCCUCUUUGGCUUCUCCACCGAGAGAAGCCUGAAGAUGCGCACAGCACACCACCUUCAAGCGACCUCGUUUGUACGCGCUUGACAGUUCGUGCUCAUGAGCCUGCUCGGAGGCUACAAGAAACGGAGCGGUUAUGAUGGUUAUGAAUCUUUGCAGUUGGUCGAUAGCGGAGGAGGCGGCCGAGACUUCAGCAGCAGCGGCGGCGGAGGAGGAGGAGGUGGUGGUGGUGGAGGAGGAGGAGGUGCUGGUGUUGGUGCUGGAGGUGCAGGAGGAGGAGGAGGAGGAGGUCUUGCAGCAGUGACCCUCAGCUCCAAGGCGCGACUGGACCACUGCAGCAUCAUGGAUGGCUCAGAUAUGGAUGGGAACUAUGGGGGUGGACUGCUGGACAUGGUUAAAGGAGGUGCUGGAAAGUUCUUCAGCAACUUCAAGGACAACCUGAAGGACACCAUCAAGGACACUUCCACAAAGGUUAUGAAUCAAGUGGCCACUUACACCAAAGGAGAACUGGACAUUGUCUACAUCACCUCACGUAUCAUAGUGAUGUCAUAUCCUGCAGAGACUGUGGAGCUGGGCUACAGGAACCACGUGGAGGAUAUCCGCUCUUUCCUGGACUCGCGGCACGCUGAUCAUUACACGGUUUUCAACCUGUCCCAGAGGAACUACCGUGGAGCCAAGUUUUCCAACAGGGUGUCCGAAUGCAACUGGCCAUCCAGACAAGCCCCAAGUCUUCACAACCUGUUUGCUGUGUGUAAGAACAUGCACAACUGGCUCAAGCAGAACCCCAAGAACGUCUGUGUGAUUACAUGCUCGGAUGGCAGGGGUCCUUCUGGGGUGCUGGUCUGUGCCAUGUUCUGCUUCUGCCACCUUUUCACUAACCCGGUUAAUGCCAUGCAACUGCUCAGCGCCAAGAAACCCGGACAAGGCCUGUGGCCCUCACACCGGAGGUACAUAGGCUACGUGUGUAGCAUGGUUUCAGAGAAGCCCAUAUUGCCCCACUCCAAACCGCUGGUAAUCAAAACCGUCACAGUGAAUCCCAUACCCUGCUUCAACAAACAGCGCAGUGGCUGUCGACCUUUUUGUGACGUCCUGAUUGGCGAGACAAAGAUCUUCUCCACAGCACAGGAGUAUGAGAGGAUGAGGGAGUACAGGGUACACGAGGGAAAGGUAAUCUUUAAGCUGGGAGUGAGUGUCCAAGGUGACGUUGUGAUCUCAGCCUACCACAUGCGCUCCCAUGCACUACAAGCCAAGGUGACCAACACACAGAUAUUCCAGAUUCAGUUUCAUACAGGCUUCAUUGCCCCCGGCACAACAGUCUUAAAGUUUAUGAAGUCAGAGCUAGAUGCAUGUGAUUCUCCAGACAAGUAUCCUCAGCUGUUCCAAGUGCUACUGGAAAUCGAGGUGGAGAACAUGGAAAAGCAGAAAGAUCUCACGCCACCCUGGGAACAGUUUCCCACUAAAGACCUGAGCCCAAACGUGCUGUUUUCCUGCCACCAGGAACACAAGGAUGCUCUCGCUGUUACAGAUCCAGCUCAGGUCCAAGGGGCCCCGGGUGGGCGUGUAGGCCCGAAUGAGGAGAGCGAGCCCUCGGAUGAUGAUAUGCUCUCGCUGUCCAGUCAACAGAGCGGCGGCAGCGGCGAGAAAGCCAAAGGGGCCAGUAAAGUCGAGCCUCAGUCUGCUGUUCCCCCUCGACCCGCUGUGGAUGUUGACCUCCUGGGACUGGAUGGAGGUGACAUUCCUCCUCCUCCAACAUCCCCACAGCCUCCUACCACCACUACCACCGACCUGCUGGGAGAUCUGUUUGGAGGCUCUCAGUUAUCCAGUGGCCCCACAUCUGCCCAAUCUACUCCAAAAAGGACGACAUCCUCGAGCUCACCUUGCCCCUCGCCUAGACCUGCAGACAGUUUUGACCCGUUCGGGUCGGCGCCAUCUGCCACAAAGCCUCAAGACUUUAUAGGGGCCUUCCUGGGACCAGGCUGCAGCUCACCCGUGCCCCCCACUACACCCACCGUAAACAUCUCGCAGCAGAGCGAUAUGGGAGGAGGAUGGGAUUGGGACAGACCAGCUCCCCCUGCAGGUGGUAGUUUUGCUGUAGGCAGUAAAUCAGCAGGUACGAGUCCCACUAGCUCUCUACACAACACUCCUACACACCAGGCCAAACCGAACACUCUGGAUCCUUUUGCUGACCUCGGCAACCUGGGAGCCGGUUUGGGAGGAGGAUCAGGAUUCUCCAGUAAGCCCACCACUCCAACUGGUACAGGAGGAGGAUUUCCUCCUAUGAGUUCCCCACAGAGACCCAAUGCCUCCCCCCAACACACCACAGCAGGCUGGCAGUCUGGCACGGCAUUCCCCUUAUGGCAGGCUGGAGGUCCGGGCCAGUGGCAGCCACAGGCCCAAGCCAAAGCCCCCGGACCUUCCAUGACACACGGCUCUCCUCAGAAUAGGCCCAACUACAACGUCAGCUUCUCCGGCAUAGGUGGAACAGCGCCAGCCGGGAAAGCACAGCCUAGCAUCGGUACCAAACCGAGGGUUGCUCAUGCUGAUUUUGAUGACCUGCUUUCUGCCCAAGGCUUUACUGGCAGUAAGGAAAAGAAGGGCAGAAAGACUAUAGCAGAGAUGAGGAAAGAGGAGAUGGCAAAGGAGAUGGACCCAGAAAAAAUCAAGAUCCUGGACUGGAUCGAGGGGAAGGAGCGUAACAUUCGCGCUCUGCUCUCCACCAUGCACACGGUGCUGUGGGAGGGAGAGAGUCGCUGGAAACCCAUCAACAUGGCUGACCUGGUUACUCCUGAACAGGUGAAGAAGGUCUACCGCAGGGCUGUGCUGGUCGUCCACCCCGACAAGGCAACUGGACAGCCCUAUGAACAAUACGCCAAGAUGAUAUUCAUGGAACUAAACGAUGCGUGGUCGGAGUUUGAAAGCCAAGGACAAAAAGCUCUUUACUGAGACUCGCUGCACUGAGCCACUCCCGAUUAGAAAGGCACGAGACGACGGGCACGUUCAUCAGAACCCCCCUUCGAUGUUCUCCUCUUUCUCCUACAUCCUGCUCCGUACACUGCACACACUACAGCGUUCGUCUGCAUACUGUGGCUCUGUGUGUCUGUAACGACGUACCUAAAUGGUCUAAGAGCUAAAAUUUAUACCAUUUCUCCCAUUGAAUACAGUAUUUCACAUUAUUUUUUUUGGGUAGUUGGCUAGUGCAGCACCCAACCGACUUGCCACACAUUAAACAAAUCGAAGUUGUAUAUAAUGGUGUAGACCAUGUGCAGGUCUGAGAUGACACUAAAGCGUGGCCUUAUCGAUACUUGAGAGAUGAGAACAGAGGUCAAAAGUUAGAACAUAAGAAAAACACUGACAGCAUACAGGAAAAAAUACUACCGUUUCACACGUCCGCACUUUGUGGACUGAUAGUAGGGUUUUGAAACCGAAGCGCGGGGAUGAAAAGCACAGAAAUCAAAAGAGACUAGACGAGUUUUGUACAUGCAGCUAGAUUUACCGACAUGUUUAACUACGUAAAGGUCUAGGAGUUGAAUUUUUUUUUCCACUGACUACUGGUGCACCUACUGGUGUGUAUGAAAUGUGCUGCACUGUAUUUUAUGUUGUAUUGUUUACAGAAGUAGUCUUAAGACAAAAAACGGUUUAUUUACAGCAUAGAGUCGAAACCAAGAAUUAGCUACUAAAACUAUUCCUACUGAAAUAACGGAAUAAACGUAUCGUAUCGCGGCGUGCGCUCGAUUCAUCGUGACAGGCGACUAGUAAAACUUUAACACUGGAUAAACGACAUUUAUUAACAUGUUAAAUAGAAAUGGGGUAGUACAGACGUUAGGGUGCUUGAUUGAAAAAUCACUUUAACAUUACAAAAGUAAAAUUGACACUAAAUAUUGGUGCCCUUUCAAAAUUCAUUGAAUAAUUUUCAUCUGUUUUAAUUUGCAUUAUUGUUGAGAAAUAAUGAACGAAGGUAUAUAAAGAGUCAAAUAUUAAUUAAUGACACCCAUUUGUUGUUUUGGCUUUAUUCAAAUCUGUUAUUCCGAAGUUUUAAGAUGAAAUAAUGUGACUAGAGUUCCAGCAUAUUUAAUGGGAUGAUCUCUUCUAAUUCAUAUUGUGAUAGUAAUGAACCUCUGUUGAGACACUUUGGCUUGACAAAAUGUUCUGACUGAAUUAAAAUGUGUGUGUGUGUGUGUGUGUGUGUGUGUGUGUGUGUGUGUGUGUAAGUGUGCAUUGAUGUCUAUAAUUCUAUAAUUGCUGUGUUGAGGAAUGUGAAGGACAGAAUCUGCAUUGCUUCUUUUGCCAUAGAGAUCUUUCAGUUUGAUUUCUCAUAUCAUGUAAAGAAGACCUCAUUGGUUCAGGUCGAACUCUACAAUAGUCGGAUUGCUUCAGUAAAUCGUAACACAGUCCAGAUGUAAUGACUUUGAAAUGUUGGACAGCCACAAACCUGAUCUGCCUUUUUUCAAUCGGUAAAUUUGCACUGAACUGGCACUCGUAACUAUGAUAAACGUUAGACACGUGCAUACCCACAUACCUAUUGCUCAUCAUUUUUAGGGCUCUGUGAGAAAAACUGGAUCUUGCUGUUGACAUUUAGGACACUUUUAAAUCUUUCAGUCGACCGCCUCUCCGUCUCUGCAAAAGGACUUCCCUGAAUGCGUUCUUAAAAUAUCAAACACCGAUAGCUGGAUCCCUGCAUCUGGAAUCAUACAUUCCUCUUCCCGCAACUGCUGUGGACUGAAUGAUGCCACCUCAAGGCUGUCCUGGUGUUCUGAAGCUAAUCUGUAUACAGUAGUGAACGUGUGGUGUUACCAAUAAUACUGUACUAUGUGAGAAGGUGGUUUGGAUACAGCUGUGUGUUUGCCUGUCUGCUGUUUCACCUUUACUGAAAUGUGAACUUUACUUUUACGUGUUCCCUCCUUUGGUUUUACUCGUUAAAAAAAAAAUAAGAAAGUGAGCUGCACAAAUAAAUGGGCAAGAGAGUACA
This is a messenger RNA of Silurus meridionalis, 5209 nucleotides long. It is a transcript of the gene dnajc6, whose product is annotated as DnaJ (Hsp40) homolog, subfamily C, member 6. Gene Ontology annotation, cellular component: cytosol. The record is from RefSeq and is a predicted model, not a curated record. Gene Ontology annotation, biological process: protein dephosphorylation. The transcript is spliced from 18 exons. Bases 343 to 3186 code for a protein of 947 amino acids. Lineage: Eukaryota; Metazoa; Chordata; Actinopteri; Siluriformes; Siluridae. Gene Ontology annotation, molecular function: protein tyrosine phosphatase activity; phosphatidylinositol-3,4,5-trisphosphate 3-phosphatase activity.